Molecule: messenger RNA, 1206 nt
Organism: Mycena indigotica
Lineage: Eukaryota; Fungi; Basidiomycota; Agaricomycetes; Agaricales; Mycenaceae
Product: MAGE domain-containing protein
Exons: 5
Coding region: 16-1206 (396 amino acids)
Biological process (GO): DNA repair
Cellular component (GO): nucleus
Source: RefSeq, a predicted model, not a curated record
CUCUUCCUUCGACAAAUGGCACGCGGCUCAACAACGCGGUCGCAGAAGGCUCCCAAGGCAUCCCAAGCGCAGGCUAGCCAGCCAAGACGCUCUCAGAAGCAGCGGCCUGCGGAAGAGUCCGAAGAUGAGCAAGAUGACGACCAGGAAGACGACGAUAAUAUGGAGGUCGACCAAGAGCUCGAUGACGGUCAAAAUGACGAGAAGCGGAUGGUCCACGAGCUUGUCCGUUUAGCAAUGUUUAACGAGCAUAGGCGAAUGCCCCUGCGGCGUGAAGAGAUUUCGAAGAAAGUUCUUGGUUCUAAUACCAGAGCAUUUGCACGCGUUUUUGCUGCGGCCCAAGAUAUCCUUCAAAAUAUCCUUGGGAUGCGGCUUGUAGAGCUAAGAACAAGGGCAGAACUUGAUCCAGACAAGGAAAAACUUAACGAUGGUGAGGAGGCACGCAACGCAGCGGGUGUCAAGAGGAAAGCUGCUGCCGCGGGCUCCAAGACAUAUAUUCUCCGUUCUACGCUUUCCGAUGAACUCAUCGAGGCCAUGGCGGUCACGCAUGAGGAGAUACUAGAAGAUGAAGCUGAGGACGCACCUUCAGAAGACGACGAGGAAGAGCAAUACAGCGCCAAGAACUAUGGCACGAUGCUGGCUUGGAGCAAAGGGGACCAAUUAGCGCCAUUGGGUAUUCUCUACGUGAUUCUGGCGCUAAUUCUCGUGAGCGGACGGGUUGUUGGUGAUCAGGAGCUUCGCGUUAUGCUCAAACGCCUCAACCUAUCGGGCACCACCAACAUCCCGUUUACCGCUGCUUCGACACACCCCGGAAAUGCCCUCACUCUAGACAAUUAUCUAACCCAACUCAUGCGACAAGGCUACAUCGACCGUGCCCAAGUUGGUGCCGGAGCUGAUGGUAAAAAGGCGACAAACAAAGGGAAACGUGGGCGAGUGGCUGCCGCAGAUGAGGAAGCUGGUAUUACUUACGAAUGGCGAUGGGGUCCACGAGCAGCCAGCGAAGUUGGCGAGAAGGCGGUUGCCAAGUUUGUUGCAGAGUUCAUGGUUGCUCAGCAUGGACAGCCUGGAGACGAUGACGAUGGCGAAGAAAACAGUGGCGCCGCUCGAGUACGAGCCCAAAAGAAGCAGACCGAUGCUGAGGCCCAGAUGGACAAGAUGUUGACUGGAGUAGCCCGGGCGGCUGGAGGAGAGUUGGCUGACAUCAAGUAA